This is a messenger RNA of Rhododendron vialii, 1612 nucleotides long. RefSeq names its product putative pentatricopeptide repeat-containing protein At5g52630. Gene Ontology annotation, biological process: RNA modification. Gene Ontology annotation, molecular function: protein binding; RNA binding. The transcript has a single exon. Lineage: Eukaryota; Viridiplantae; Streptophyta; Magnoliopsida; Ericales; Ericaceae. The record is from RefSeq and is a predicted model, not a curated record. The coding region runs from base 1216 to 1605 and encodes 129 amino acids.
AAACAAAAUCCAUUGCAUACAUAAACGCAAAUAAUAUCCAAUUAAAUACAAAUUUUGAUAACUCAGUAAUAAACUGUUCCCACGUACAAAUCACUACAAAUAUCUUCAACUACAUUCCUCUAGCUUUUCUUGCAUCUUCAAUCACAUUCUUUAGAGGCUCAAGCAGGAUAGCUAAAUCAUAGCUUGCGGUAUGUGAAUCAUAGCUUUGGGUGUAACAUAUCAACCCGACCACUUCUCCAUUUGAAUAAAAAAUUGGAGCUCCAUGUGAACCAUCUUCCAAACCAUGCAUAUUGUCAAUUUAAAUGUACUUCAGUUUGUUGUCGAGGGGGAUAUCAUGCUCCACAUGGUAGCAAGGAACAUGACGUGUUGUAAUGCUAGUUUGAAUAACUUCACUCAUUACAAAACUGUAAUUCCAUUGGUCAGAAUGAGAGAGUGUAAAAACAUUCUGCCCCAUGCCUAAAGAUUUGCUAUCCCUAAAUUUCCAAAAGUGAAAAGUGACAUCUUUUGCUCCCUUCACUUUUAAAAUCGCUAAAUCUUUACCCUUGUCCAUAUGAAGUAUCUCUGCCUCAUGAAUAUCUUUAUCACCUCCUUGUCGAAACACUCUUAUUGUAAAAUCAGGAUGAGCAAGUGUAAGCACGUCAAAAUAUGCCCUUUCUCAUUUAUCACCACACCGGCCCUUCGAGUGUCUGAAAUGAUGGGUUCGGAUAACAUUUUAUUUUCCUCCUCGUUCUCCAAAUUGGCCCAAUACAUCUUACUCGAAGUUCCCUCACAACAAUGGCCAAGUCUCUUACUUGAACCGUCAAACUCCAACAGCUAAAGCACUAAUGCUUCAUCCACUUCCUAGCUCAAAGGAAUACCCAACAACAAACUCCAACUUCAACUUUUCCUUCCACAAAAUUCCACAAACCCCAUUGAAUAACCAAUGCACCUUCGAACACAAUUACAGAAACAUCUCAAACCUUCUUCUCUCUCUAACCCUAUCAAGAACUCUCCCUAAGGGCCUUCAACUCCAUGCCCACAUCAUCAAAACAGGAUUCCAAGCAAUCCCACUGAUUUCUCACUACCUCAUCAACUUCUAUUUGAAAACCCAACUCCCACUUGAUUCCCGCCAACUUUUCGAAGAGACUCAAGUGAAGUCCUUCUCUACUUGGAGCUGUCAUUUCUUGUUUUGCUCAAAAUGAGCUUCCUUUGUUAUCUAUUGAAUUCUUUCGCCCAAUGCUUGAUUGUAGUUUUCGGCCCAAUGACCAUAUAUUUCCUAGCGCCAUGAAAGCUUGUGGGAUGCUUUUGUGGUGUGAGUUUGGGAGAUCAGUUCAUUGUAUUGCUUUGAAGAUCAGGUUUGAUGGCGAUGUGUUUGUGGGGAGUUCUGUAGUUGAUAUGUAUGCGAAAUGUGGGGCGAUAAGAGAUACACGGAAAGUGUUUGAUGGUAUGCUGGUGAGAAAUGUAGUUUCUUGGAGUGGAUUGAUAUGUGGGUACACGCAAUUGGGUGAAGAUGAUGAGGCAUUGAGGCUUUUUAAGCAGGCAUUGUGGGACGAUUUGGAUGUUAACGAUUUUACUUUUUCAAGUGUGAUACGGGUUUGUGGCAAUUCUACCCUUCUUGAAUUGUGAAAGCAAA